GUGACGUCAGUUUGAUGAUGUCACAAUCAACACUAAUAUGGCGGACGCUGGGAGUGCAAACGAUGAUGAAAACGAGUCCUCUGUCUUUGAAAUUACUGAUUUCACGACAGCGUCUGACUGGGAAAGGUUUGUCUGUCAAAUUGAGGAGGUAUUACAUAAAUGGAAACUUGACAACAGCAAGAAGAAAGCUUCUUUUUUACAGAGGGUGCGUAGCCUUUCAACAUCCAACAAGAAAGUUAACUUAAAGUUCAUGCCAAAGACUAAUAAUGAUGAGUGUAAAUACACAAGCUGGGAGAUCUUGUCGGAAACUGUUCAUUUCUCUGACUUCUGCUUUGAUUUAUCUUAUCAUUGUAUGAAACCACGAUCACAGCGAAGGGAUGAAAAUUCUGAUAUUGAAGAAGGUCUGCCAAAUGCUGUUUUGGAUAUGUGUGACCUGGAUAGCGAUUUUCCACCGCGGGUUCAUUGUCUUAGUCGAUGGUUUGGAUUGAAGGAGUUUCUCGUUUUGUCACCUUCAGUCGAAAAUGCUGCCAUCACAAGUGAAUCGAGAUGUCAUCUUCUCUUGAGCUCUAUUUCAAUGGCUCUAUCCAACUCGAAAUGUUACGUUCCACUUUUGGUUCAGCUGCACGAGAAAUGGCGACGACUUUAUCGCGGUAUUUGUCUCGGCAGUGGUUUUCGUACGAUGCUUGAAAUGGUCCAUUUACGUCGUGUUCCCAAACAAUUCAACCAUCUUAAAGGAUUGCUGGACGUAUUUAAAGAUAAAUUCGCUCUCCGUGGCACAAAUCCUCCUGCAAUCGUAAUUUCCAUCAGAUUUACAUAUUUUCUUAAUGAAUGGAGUGACAGCUGCUGGCCUCAGGCUCCACCAGAUUUUGAUUCGUAUUUAGGUGAUGAAGUUGGACUUUGUGAUCUGGAAACUCUUCCUUUUGGAACAUCACAGGAUGCUGUGAGUGAACUGCAUUUAUCAGCGUCGUGGCCAUGUUUAUCGGAAGAUGUCAUUCUUGACAAUGCCAUUUAUUCUGACCUAGAUCCUAUGCAAGCACCGCAAUGGCAUGUACGUGUAAGGAUGACAGAGGAUGCUGGUUGUCUUCUGGGUGAAUACUUGUCGCAAUAUCUGGAAUUAUGUCGUCGGAAAGACACCACGUCCGCUUUGCUGAAGCAAAAUAAUUUUCUUGAGGAUUGUGAUGACACAAGCAAAGACUUCUCUCGUGCGUUUCAAAGACUCACCAAACCAGUGCUUUCACCCAAUAUUCAGCUGGCUGUUCAUAAGGCAACAUCUAAGAUUACGGGUUCCACCAGUGAUGAAUCUCCAAUUCCAACCAAACUUCUUGAUGCUUUAGUCAAGCACCUGUUUUCUGAAAAUCAAACGGAUUGUCAUGGUAAUCAGAGUAAUCGACUAGAUCUGCGAUCAUUUACUUCUCCUGAGAAAGACCUGAGUACCGACAAGUAUCGAGGUUUGAAAGGUUCUCCAAAGGACAGUUUAACUUAUUCGUUGGCGGUUUGUUUUUGCCUUUUGAACCAUAGCUAUGGAGGAUUACGAGCCGUGGCGUAUUUAUGGCAAGUAUUUGUUCUUGAGAUGAGAUAUCGUUGGGAAAAAGGCGUUUUAUUGCCUAGACUCGAUCUUCAGACUCCGAAUCAUGAUUGUUGUUUAAUCCAUCAGAAGCUGCAGAUGCUAAACUGCUGUAUUGCUCGCAAGUGUUUGUCAAAGAAAAACACCCAAGAAGCGUUAAAACAUCAGCAGCACAUUCCUCUGCAGCAUCCAUGGAGUCGAAGUUCCCACGAUAACGUUAAUGACAGUAGUGACGAAGAGUUCUUUGAAGCCUUGGAGGAUCAAGAUGGAUCAGAUGAGGAAUCUGAAGCGUGGACAGCUACAACUGAAAUUGCGAUAAAACGCGAGGAGCGUUGAAACGUUGCGGAGAUCUUAAAUUGAUAAAAUCAGGCGAAGCACUUUACAUACCCAUAACACAGGAACCUGCACCGAUGACAGAAGACAUGUUACAAGCUCAUGCAGAUAUUCUUACACGACUAGGAACGAGUGAAGAAGGGGCGAGAAUUCGAGCUCAAAUGCAGAGCGCUUCCCUUAUGUCUGAUAUGCAAGCUUUCAAGGCAGCGAACCCCGGAUGUUUUUUGGAGGAUUUCGUUCGCUGGUAUUCGCCUAACGACUGGCUUCGAGGGGAGGAGACUGAAGAUGAGAAGAAGUUCAGCAUGGAAUUACAAAA
Molecule: messenger RNA, 2213 nt
Organism: Xenia sp. Carnegie-2017
Lineage: Eukaryota; Metazoa; Cnidaria; Anthozoa; Malacalcyonacea; Xeniidae
Product: rab3 GTPase-activating protein catalytic subunit-like
Exons: 20
Coding region: 38-1900 (620 amino acids)
Biological process (GO): positive regulation of GTPase activity
Molecular function (GO): GTPase activator activity
Source: RefSeq, a predicted model, not a curated record